Molecule: messenger RNA, 354 nt
Organism: Microtus oregoni (creeping vole)
Lineage: Eukaryota; Metazoa; Chordata; Mammalia; Rodentia; Cricetidae
Product: relaxin-3-like
Exons: 2
Coding region: 1-354 (117 amino acids)
Source: RefSeq, a predicted model, not a curated record
AUGCAGGAUUAUGUGGCCAAUGAGAAUGCUGUAAAGAAGGGCAGUGAAAUCAGACAGAUGGGGGACAAGGCAGUCACACACCCCUUCUCAGACAUCUUGGCCCAUGACUCUCUGGGGGACUUCUUCCCUGAUGCAGAAGCCAAUACAGACAACCUGGCCAGCGAACUGGACGAAGCUGUGGGCUCCAGAGAGUGGCUGGCCCUGACCAAAUCUCCCCAGGCCUUCUAUGGUAGUCAACCCAGCUGGCAAGGGUCGCCUGGAGCAGUUCGGGGCAGCAGGGAUAUCCUGGCUGGCGUUUCCAGCAGCUGCUGCGAGUGGGGCUGUAGUAAGAGUCAAAUCAGCAGCUUGUGCUAG